AUGACUAUACUAGUGGUACGAGGCUACAGUGCCGUCUCGAAAGACGCGGCAUGUGCCCUAGUAGGAAGUGUGCCUUGGGAUUUAGAGGCCUCAUCCUUGGCUGAAGUUUACUGGCGCUGCCAAUCUGCACGAGAUGAGGGCAACGUCCCACCGUUUGAUGUCGUUCAACGGUGGCGAAAUUCGGAACAUGAUCGAGCACUUGAUUUGUGGUUAGAGCAGCUCGAGCAACCACGAGUGAGCAUCGACCUAUUGACGGCUUUACGCCCUGUUCUAAAAGAAUGGGUGCGUAGAAAGAGCGGUGCUCUAACGUUCCGCCUCACACAGAUAUUGACUGGACAUGGAUGUUUUGGUCGGUACCUGUGUGAGGUCGUAAAACGGGAGGAGACAUCGGCCUGUCACCAUUGCAACGAGAUAUGUGACACGGCACAACACACAAUAUCGACAUUCCCUGCAUGGGACAAUCAACGAUCUGAAAUGAAAAAUAUUAUCGGACAGGAUACUACACUCCCAGUACUAGUGUAUGCUAUGCUGGAGAGCCAAGACAAAUGGCGGGCGGUGGAGCACUUUGCGGAUGAAGUGAUAUCCACCAAAGAAGAGGCCGAGCGCGCGAGGGAAAGGGCGGCGCGCCUCGGUUCUCUUCGCUCGAGAAGGCCUAGGCGAAGACGGGCGAUCAAUCACGACGAUCCCAAUGUCCCGCCUUAG
This is a messenger RNA of Aricia agestis (brown argus), 702 nucleotides long. RefSeq lists its product as uncharacterized. The record is from RefSeq and is a predicted model, not a curated record. The transcript has a single exon. Bases 1 to 702 code for a protein of 233 amino acids. Lineage: Eukaryota; Metazoa; Arthropoda; Insecta; Lepidoptera; Lycaenidae.